Molecule: messenger RNA, 2677 nt
Organism: Pecten maximus
Lineage: Eukaryota; Metazoa; Mollusca; Bivalvia; Pectinida; Pectinidae
Product: leucine-rich repeat extensin-like protein 6
Exons: 4
Coding region: 238-759 (173 amino acids)
Source: RefSeq, a predicted model, not a curated record
UGUCUGGGCUUGCGUUUUCUGUUUACAUAGACAUAAAUUAGCAUGCUAUGUAUAUACAGUAUAUUUAGUAUAUGUCUAUAUACUGGUAGUGGAUAUAUGGCCAGUGUUGACCAUUUUUAGACAUCCCUUGGUCAUUGUGUAAGCACAACAGGGAAAAAAACUUUUGUGUUUAUGUUUUUAACAAGGAUGGAGUUAUGUAUUAGGCCGUAUACAGAAAUGUGACUAGGUGGAUUUAGAAUGACGUUUGGAAGGAUUUUUGUUUUUCUUAGUCUUACAUCAGUGACCCACGGCUGGGACUACUGCUACUAUAACUAUUACAGUUAUAUCUAUAAGGAGCGCGAGGUUGGCCAGACCUAUUGCGACACCUCGUGUUGUGGUUCUUCUCACAAACGUCAUUGCUGUUCAUAUGAUGGUGCUAAAGCUGGGGCGAUUGUUGGCGGAUUGAUAUGUAUCGUAGUGAUUAUAGGUAUUCUAGCGUGUUGUUUAAAAUCUCAUUACUUUCGGUCAAGGAGAGCAGUCCGACCUCUACAACCCCAGGAUCAAGUUACAUCCGGGAACAUCACAAUCAUUCAAACACCAGCAAUGAUGGCAAUGCCACCGCCCUAUUCUAGUUACCAGACAAUUCCGAACGGCGUGCCCCCUGGUCCAGCUCCUCCCUAUCAACCCCCAACAAUGGCCCCUCCUGGUUACGUAGCGCCAUCUAGUGAUGUAGGACCACUUCACCCUCCUCCUUACACGGGGCCGCCUCCAAAGUACUGACAGGAUAUGUCGUCACUCAGAGCCUAAUUCAGGAUCACAGCCGGUUUUGAACAGCCGUACAGAGUAUCUGUCUGGAAAGGAACCUGCACAUUCGGACACUUGUGUAAACAACACAAUAUGUAUUGCCUGUUUACGUGUAUAACAUUUUAAGAAGAGAAAAUUAGAAACUCAGUUUAUUUUGAACUGAAAGCUGACAUCAGAGUGGGGUUCGAAUCACAGGGACUUGGCGCAACGCCCCAUCCCACGGUCCACAUAACUGUGUUAUAUAUAUUAAGUCCCUGUGAUUCAGAAGGUCGUUGUUGUGAUCUCGAAUGAGCUUAUAAUUCGAUAUGUACAACAGAAAUAGAAGGUUCAGGAAGAAGGUAAAAUGAUUGCUAUCUAUUAUGAUUCGUGGUGACUUCAUGUCGAUUUUGAAAAAAGGUGUUAUAAUAAAGUUCAUCGAUAUCAGUAUGGACUUUAACUAAUGAUUUGUCUGAUAUCAAAUAAAUGAAUAAAGAAUAAAAGAAAAACAAAAAUGGUCUCGUUGGUAAGGGAGACAACUCGUGAUUUGCCAGUCAUAGUAUUCUAUACAACUCGCUAUAUUUGGCUACUUCCCAGCGACACAACAGGCAUGUGUUUCUGGUUUGUAUUUCUAAAAAAAUGAUAUAGUAAGCGUAGGGGCUAAUAUUUGUUUUCAAAGAUACUAAUCAGAAGCAGCCGCCUUUGGUGACAUGAUCCAUAAUCGAAAAUCUGGUUUUAAAGAACUUUUAUUUAACGACUAAAUCAAAUGUGUUAAUUCCUCAAUUAACGCCUUUUGUUUCAAUGUAGGCGUGAUUUUGAUGUACAAUUUAAAGGUGCCAUCAAAGGGAAAAGUAUAUCAAUGAGCUUCCAAUGACUGUUAAUGGUAUACGUAUGACGUCACAUCGCCGACAGCGUACAUAUAUACAGAUUGUACUACUUCUCCCGAGAGUGUUUAAUAUGGCAGCCACGUAAAAGAUAUAGAUAAAAGUUAGACACAAAUGAAAGCGUGGUAAGAAUGAUAGUUAAGCGAAAAAUGUCAUUGAGGUGUUAUAACGUAUUUACCCUCUCUCAGUUUAAAGCUAAGAUUAGAAGUUCAAACUUCUUGAGAGUGGUAAUAGUGUUAAGUAUGUAACUUUUGGUAUUAUGUACAAAUACUCGAUCAGGCCUAUUAUUACACCUCAUGUACCAUCAGUAACAAACCCUUCUUAUCUUAGUGUAGCCAAAUAAAGUUAUCAGCUUUAAAGGGGUAUACGUUCUUUCGGACAUCAGAAACAUGCAAAAUUUCUAUUGAGGAAAUCCAUGUCCGAACAAUGAUGAUAUUAGUGUUUGGGUCUACAUGUAAUGAAAUUAACGCCGAAAUGUACAGGAACAAGGCGUAUCAUAUACCAAUACCGUAUGUCUUUUGUAUUCAGUGAUUCUUUGGAUCGAAUUAAGAAUUUUCAGGACUCAAUACUCGAAUGACUUUGGUCUAUCUUGUGAGUAAAACUGUCUAAUUAAUGUAAAGAUUAUAACUUUAACUAAGUACUUGGAAAAAGUACAUGUUUUCCAAUAAGUUUAAUUUUGACGACCUAAACUUUAUUCAAAUGAAGGAAUGCCUCUUUAACAUCAGUAACGUGACAGGUUGUUUAUUUGGUUGUUUACUUGUAUGUUUUGUUUACUUGUUUGUUUUAAAUGUACUUUUUUUUACCUGACACUACAAAACAAUCAAUCUCGGCCCGGAGCAAAGACUGUGCUAUAGUUUUUACGUCAGUAGCUUUGCUCAAGUCCGAGUUUGUUUCAGAAGCGGGAUGUACACUCUGUAAAACUAUAUGCGUCCUUUAUUUCAAUCGUUCUAUCAUCAAAGCUGAAUGCUGUGAUACCGUAAUCACUUUAUAUACAGAUAUGUAUAAUGAAUGAUUAAACAUAAAAUACAUACAAA